Molecule: messenger RNA, 447 nt
Organism: Octopus bimaculoides (California two-spot octopus)
Lineage: Eukaryota; Metazoa; Mollusca; Cephalopoda; Octopoda; Octopodidae
Source: RefSeq, a predicted model, not a curated record
AUGUCUCAAAAGGUAAAUAGUAAAUUGAUUCGACAACAGAAAGUCAUGGAACAACAGAAUCGUUCCGCCAUUGUGGUUUUGGUGCGCGCUGGGCACACUACCAAUAAAACUGUUAAGUUGACGAAACUUCCAAAUGCAACAGUUUAUCGCGUGUACAAACAAUUUAAAGAAGAGAGAAAGAUUGAUGGAAAAGAACACAAGACUCGAAGUGAUUCCAAGAGCAAUCCAACGUUUCUCGCUGGCCUCAAACGCUCGGCUGACGCCAACCUAUCCACAUCCAUGAUAGCUUUUGCUAAGAAACGCAAUGUGGUCCUUUCCUCGGUUUCCAGAGCUGUGAACAAGAACCUUGGCAUGACUAGCUAUGUUCGACGACGCUGUCACCUCCUAACAGCCAAGGUCAAAACAAUCAGAGUCGAGAGAUGUCCAAAGUUUCUGUCAUUCAUCUAA